Molecule: messenger RNA, 4885 nt
Organism: Osmia lignaria (orchard mason bee)
Lineage: Eukaryota; Metazoa; Arthropoda; Insecta; Hymenoptera; Megachilidae
Gene: Stg-1
Product: stargazin related protein STG-1
Biological process (GO): postsynaptic neurotransmitter receptor diffusion trapping; positive regulation of synaptic transmission, glutamatergic; regulation of AMPA receptor activity
Cellular component (GO): AMPA glutamate receptor complex; postsynaptic density membrane
Molecular function (GO): voltage-gated calcium channel activity; channel regulator activity
Source: RefSeq, a predicted model, not a curated record
GGCAGGUACGCUCGUUCGACGAGAACAACGUUCUUUACCUGCGCGAUCCUUCGACACCGUGGAAAGGAUUGCUCAGGUCGAAAAGGGUGGAGGGGGGGUGUGUGUGCAUGUGCCAGCCCGUUUUCAUCUCGCUCGGGACUUUCAGUGUUACUUCUCGGUACACGAGUUCGCGUUAACGAUCGAGGAAGCGCGGUACUGCGAGUGUCGCAGCGCCGUGUGCACUCGCUGCUGCAGUCAGUGAUCGUGGAGGGUGCUGAGAGUAAAGGGGUGAGAAGAGAAAAGGGAUGAUCGCAGGUGCGCGCGCGAGACAGCAUCUUUAACCCUUUGCGGACGAUUGACUCGUAUACGCGUCCAAACAAAAUCGUCAUAGUAACGUUGAAAUUUUUAGAGAGAGUAUAUGCACUUCUGUCCAAAAGUCAGGGGACAACUAUUAAAAUUCUUAUUAAAAAAAAAGUAUUGGAAUUGUUUUUGUGCCUUAUACAACUAAGGGAUGUGCAAUUGACACUUGUGUAAGAAUGUGUAGCAGACAGAAUUUUAUGAAAAUCAUUAAUUAACAGAAUCUCCCAACAUCUAAUUAUGGGAUCUAGAAUAUUUGUGAAAGUAAUUUAUAGUGAUUGUUAAUAUAUCUUUUUUCUUCAUUGCAGCCUUAAUAUCUUGAUAUAGUGUUUUAAAAUUAAUGUUCAUGGCAGUUUGAAUUAUCCAGUGCAACAUUUCUGCAUAAAUCACAAAGAUAAUUUCUUUUUAUGAUCUAUUGUAUUUUUUAUGAGAUAGCAAAAUGAUUUGCAAAUAAUUUGCAAGAAGCAAACAAUUGAAACUUUUUAAAUCAAAUUCAUAUCAAUCCUUUUUUGUCGAUUUUAUUGUAAAUAAUGAAGAUUUCGUGUCAGGCUUAAAAGUGUUCCGUUCGCAAAGGGUUAACGCUCCUCGUGAACAGUCUACAUCGUACAGAAGAAAUUGAACACGGUGUUGGGAACAAGCGUAGAGAACUCGUCGAGGAACUUCAGAGUUUGAGAAAGGACGACUGCCGCUACCUUGACGAACUUCGAGGUACGAACUUCUAGAAAGCCAAAAGGCCAUGCGACUCUCAGGAGCUUUCGAGGAGUUCCUUAAACCUAACCCAAGAAUACGUCAACCAAUGUGGACAACUUCUAGUACGAUAUUUCAAACGCAAACUUCUCUGAGUGUACUAAUAAAUUUUAUUUGUACAACGAUCAACUGAAACGAUAGAAAUAUUUGUGAAGAAUCUGUCGAAAAAGAUCGACUUUUUGCUUUCUGAAAUCUUUUAUCAACAAUUCGGCGCUGCUAAGCCUGAAAGCCUAUCCCUUACCAAUAGCUCUGCUUAUAGGGAUCCUCUUGGAGGCUUUCACGGAUCAAUUUUUCGGCGUAUCUUUUCAAACAACGAAGACGACAAAAGAAGAUAGAGAGAGAAGUUUGCAACCAUACAGCGAAGAAAGAAGACUUUGCUGGAAAUAAGCUGUUCCCGUUACCUCCACUGCAUUAUCGAUGAAAAGUGUUAACGGAACGGGAAUCCAGUACCGACCACUUUUCCAAUAUCGACCUCGAUUCCAACUUCCAUCCAUAACUUUGGAAAUAACGAUGUAAGAAGAAAUCUUGAAAUAAAGAGAGCAAUAAUUUCUACUUUCGUCGAAACCGGAUGAACUUUCCAAACUGCCAACUUUUCGAUCUUCGACUUUAUAAAAAAUAGAGAAAUUUUCAUGGAAGCUGGAUGAAUUUUUCAGGUUGUGAAGUUUCUCAAAGCGGACUUGUCAGUGGGUAAAAAAUAGAAGAAAAUUCUUCAGUUUCAAAUAAAAUAGAAAAGGAGAAAUACAAGGGAGGGUAGUCAUUAUUAGUGGUGGGAUGCCCCCAUGACAAAAGGGCGGCACGUGGUGAUGUCUUGUUGUUGUUGGUGCUGCGACAGCCUCGGCGGUGCCGGUUCUUCAAGUGCUGAUGCUGGGGAUGUUGUUACCGGUGCAUCUGGUGGCAGUGUAGUUGUCGGUAGUAACAGCAAUAACGCCGGUGGUGGUGGUCUCGGUAUUGCUUCCGGUCUUUCUGCAAUGCUAUCGCUGGUCGUUGUCACGGUGGCCAUCAGUACGGGAGAGUGGCUUCUAACGGAAGAGAAACUGCCGAAAACUUCAUCGAACGCUUCUGCGGAGCCUGACAGCAAAGUUACCUACAGCGGUCUCUGGAGGGUCUGCGUUGCCAUAAGCUCUCGUAUGGAGUACGAAUGUUCGAGCAUUGACUAUUUCCCGAACGAGGAGUACAGCCCGGAUCCGAGCGAUUCGACCAUGGCAAUACCAUACGCAGUUACCAAGUCGGCGAUGUUCUUCUUCGCUGCAACAUCGCUGCUGGUGCUGGCUGAAGUUUGUUACUUCACUGCUCACGUUACUCACCCGAGACACAGACUUUGCGUCUUUGUCGCCGGAGUGGUCUUCAUAGUUUCCGGUUUGUUAAUGCUGGUGGGAAUGGUGAUGUACAUAUCUGUGUUCAAAGCUGAGGUUGGCAGUAAGCUCAGACCAAGGUCGUCAUUUCAGCUUAGAUUGCUUCUUAUCCGUAUCGUGCUCAUACGAAUGAACACCAUCGUCGCAAUCUUGCGAUUUCAGGGACCGCCCUUCACCUACAGGUACGGAUUCUCAUUUCUGCUGUACGUGAGUGGCUUCAUCACGACCGAAGUCGCUGGCACUUACGCCAUUUUCUUGUAUAUCUCUUGGCACCAAAAAGAACUGGUACGGAGAGAUUCCAGGCGAAAAAAUUACGGGGGUGUGUAUCACUUAGACAAUCACCACGUGCAUCAUGCAAAUCAUGCGACAAUAGGUCACAGUGGUUUCCUGUGCGAAAGGCAUCAGAAGAGAUACUUUUUCAGCAGGGAUUCCGUGGAUCACGUCGAUUUCGACGAAUUUUUGCCACCACCGCCAAAUUUGGACUACCAUGACUAUUCCAGACAAUUUCCCAGAGAUCUUACCACCCAGACAGUUAGCACAACGGCUGAUGUGCUCCAGGAAGAGGAAGAAGAAUACAGUCCGAGUGUUCAACACGAAUUCGUCACCUUUGAUCUAGACGAACCACUACCACCACCACCCCCCGUUAGGGGUAGCGAAUGGAGUUUCGAUACGUUGAGGAAAACGACUCCUGUCUGAUAUACCGUCAGAUACGCGCGGUUGGUACAAAGCGUUGAAAGCGACGACGACGAGGAGGAGGAAACGGAAACCGAAGAGGACCACGACCUAGUCGGCGAUUGAACGGAUCCGGUCGAUUUUUUAACGAGACACCUUGCAACGCAACCGGAAGCCUUUCAUCGUUCACGACUCGUCGACAAUCGACGCGGAAACAAACGAAGCUUGGAACGCUUGAUCGAUGAAUUAUCGAAUGGCUAUCGAUCGUAGAACUUGGAGCUAUCGAAAAACUAUCCAUGGCAAGUAAUUCGCUCGUCACCGAUGAAAAUAAGUGAACGAAGAAACGGAAUUAAUCCAUGAACGAUAAAGUGCUUCGACUGUAAUUAACAUGUCUAAUUUUAUAGUUCUCUUGAUGGUGAACAUUUUCAAAUGUAAAUCAAUGACUCGUUUAAUUCGAUGAAUGUUCUAAGAAAGUUUCACCAGUUUUAAAAGGCUUUUAAUUAACUGCUAACGCUCGGAUUCUCGUUUGAACACAAGAAGAGUGUGAAUUUGUUGAAAAUGAACCGUUGGCGAUGAAAAAUAUGAACGAGAUAAAAGGGACACGUGGAUGAACUUAAGGAUUAAUUGAACGAAUCGAGAUGUAAAUGAUCAUUCACGUGAUUCGUGAAAUUUUAAUGUGAGUGUACAGAAAAGAGACAGAAGUAUGGAAAUUAAAAAGGAAAUCACUGAAUUUGGGAGAGACAAAUUUCAUGAUUAUUGCUGCGAUAACGAUCUUAUAGGUAUUAGGAUUAUUUAUAUUGGUUCCUGUUUCCUUGCAAAAGGAAGGAAAGAUGUUUGUUUAAAAGACUGCAAUCUAUAUCUGCCAAAGUUAAUUAAAAUCGAGACUGUGAAUCGAUCAAUCGGUAUAAUUGUAUAAGUAUUAAUAUAUUCGUUGUAAUUGCGAUAUGUAUAAUCGUGGAACACCUGAAUUUUUGUUACUGUGAAAAUCUUUUGUUUUCUAUAUUGUCUGAAAUGGAAUUAUUUUUUACACACAAAUUUUAAAAAGUAUAAUUCGAAUUUUAAUUCUUCUGUUCCUAUUCGCAACUCUAUAUUUAUUUCCAAUUGUGGCAAUUUGCAAAAUUAAAAUCCUAAAUAAUUUUAAACGAUUCAAAAUUAAUUUUUUUAACUGCAAUGCUUAAUUUUUAAUUAAUGUUAAAUUACUAUACGUAAUAAAGAAAUUAUCACAAAAGAUGUCCACAGAAUUAUGAAUAAAAAUAAAGAGAAGACUGGGAUGCUAAGAGACAUUUUUUAGCACAGUUAUAAAAAAAGGAAUUGUGAAAGAUUACAAAACUGAAACUCGUUGAUUUCUUAAUGAUAUUAUAAACAUGUUUACAAUCGAACUGAUUAAAAGGAAUUUUAUCAUAUUCGUUGUACAGAACGAGUAACGUUAUUGUAUCAAUAAUAGGUCUGAAGAUUUUUAAUAAUACUUUAAAUAAUCAUGAAAUAAGUUUUUUAUACGCUGGUCAAUUUUCCACUGAGAUUUUGCAAGUAAAAGUUUAUACGCUGAUUAAAUAAUUGAUGAUUUAAGAAAAGAAAAUUUCAUCAAAUAACUGUUAACUCAUAAACAAGAAAAAAAUUGAUUACAAGUCUGGUUAAAUGCAAUAUGUAUUCUAUGUAAUAUUAAACAUUGUUGCUAAUUUUUUAAUGGAGAAUAAAAUGUACCAAUGUGUUUUUGCUCUAGUGUUCAAUAUUGUUAUCAAAUUUGACAAUAGCAAUCAUGUUUAAAUGAAACAAUUUUU